GAACCUUUUAUUAGCAACACUUCUAAGCAAUUCCUUUCUUCUCUCUUUCCUUUCUCUCGCUUUAUGAAAAUAAAAUAAUUUAAAAAAAUUAAAUAAAUCAACUGUUCAUAAAAUAAUAAAAAUAUAUGAUCAAAAAGGGAAAAUUAACGAGUAUUCCUUUCGUUCUUUCUUCAACGGCCUGAUAUGUCUUCUCUAAACAGAGAAUGGGAUUUUAGGGUUUAAAAAAGCUUCUUAACGUUCAGGUACCCGUUGGUUUUUUCACGGUUUUGAAUUUUGGUUAACGAAGGUGAUAUAUGGAACAGAGGUUAGGGUUUUGAUUGGCGGUAAUUAGGGCUUGCAUUGUGUUGGGUUGCGUUUUUAGUUCGGUUUUGAUGAAUUUUAUUGGGUUUAGGAUAAUGGGUGUUUGUUAGUUUGUUGAAGAAUACUGAGAUGGGGUCGUGCGAGGAUUCAGCAUUGGUUGAUGAACCCUCGCGUGAUUCUGAUAUUGAGAAGGAUUCGUGUGUGGAGUUUAGGGAAAAGCUGGUUUCCAAGAGUUUUGGUUACUCGGAGACUGGUUUUGAUGUGAUUGGUGCUAAUGUGAAUAGCAUUGAGGCGGUGGAUCAGUGUCUGGGUUUGUCUAGUGAUGAUGAAACUCUUUGUGUGAGCUCUGUUGAUGUUCUAGAGGCAGGUAUUGAUGAAAGAGUUGGGUUGGCACCCGAGUGUGAAAAUGUGGUUAGUGUGGGUUUGGAGAGAGUGGUGGAUGAUGAAUGUGGUGUUAGUGGGGUUUGUUUGAAUGAUAGUCUGAAUGACGUUGGUGUUUGUAAUUUGCCAGAUAGGUGUUUGGUUUUGUCUUGUGACGAAAACAACGUUUGUGCUAGCUUUGCUAAUGUUACAGAAAUUGUUGUUGUGAAAAGAGAUGAUUUGGUGAGUAAGUGUGAAAAUAUGGCUGGUUGGGUUGUGGAGAAAAUGGUGGAUGAUGUAUGUGGGGCUUCUUUGAAUGAGAGUCAAAUUCAUGUAGAUGUUUGUUGUGCAGAGAGUGAUGGAUUGCACUUGGAAAAUGGAGGGUUCCAAGGCGAGGAUGGGAUUGUGAAAUCACUGGAGGGUUGUGAAAUGCCCUUGCGAGAAAUGCUUGGGAAUACUUCAGGGACAAAUCAUGAUCAACAGGAUGUUUUAGAAGAUGAGUUUAAGGAUGAUAGGACUGUUGGUUGUCUCUCUGGUGAGGAGAGGGCAAUUGAAGAGAAAAAUAAUGCUUUAGCUGUGGUUGAGAAAGAUAUUUGCGGCAGAGUAUUAACUUUGUGGAACCCUGAACCAGCACUCGUGACUGGUUCACUGAGAAAUAGUGUUCAAAAGGAUGAUAAGAGCAUUGAUUGUCCCUCUUUAGAAGAAGGGGUUGAGGUCAUGGAAGAGAAAACAGAUGCUUUAGCCAGGAUACAGGAAAAUACAUGUGACCAAGUGCUGCCUUCACAAUGUUGUGAAAUGCCCACGGAAUUAAUGCCCCUGACCGAUUCACUGAAGAAUCCAGUUCACCAGGAAGAUCCACAAAAUGAUAAAAAAGCUGGUUGUCCCGCUUUAGAAGGGGUUACAGAGUAUAUGGAAGAGAAAAUCAAUACUUGUGACCAAAUGUUGCCUUCUCAGGGAUGUGCACUGCCCUCAGAGUUAACAACCAGAACUGGUUCAUUGGGAAAUAGCGUAAACCAGAGUGAGCAGAAGGGUGAUGACACAAUCAAUGAAGUUAUUGAAGCAAAAAAUGAUUCUUUCACUGGAACAGGGAAAGAUAUUUGUGACCAUGUGUUGUCUUUACACGACUGUGAAAUUCACUUAGAAUCAACGGAAGUGACUGUUUCUAUGAAAGGAGUUACAAUAGAGAAAAGAGACUCUUCAGAUGGGAUAGAGACUGAUUACAAUCAACCAGAAUCAUCUUCCCAGUACAAUGAAUUGCCCACAGAUUUAGUAUAUUCAACUGGCGUGUCAAAUAAUUCUUCCCAACAAAAUCAGCUGAAGCAAACAGAAUGCAUCAGGGAUCCUGUUGUAGAAGCGAAAGCUGAUGAAAUUCCAUUGAAAUCUUCGUGCAAUGAUGAUUCGUUGAGAAGUGGUGAAGGACAUAAUGAUCGGAAGGAUCAUGAUAUUUUCAGUCAUUGUGAUGAGGAAACAAUUGAGAUAGCUACUGAAACAAAAAGCAACACUAACACAUCCAUCAUAGCUUUGCCUGCACAUAGCUAUCAGGGUUCCUUAGAAAAUUUACUUUUAGCUGAUUCACUGAGUAAUUGCACUCAGCAGAAUGAGCUAAGCGAUGAUAGGAUUACUGAUUGUCCCUCUGCAGAGAGGGUUCCAGAGGUUGUGGAGGAGAAAAGUGAUGUCACAACUGGUGUAAAGGAUGAAAUUUGCACUCAAGGAUUGCCUGUUGAUGAAAGUUUAAAGGAACAUUCCUCCGGAAUGGUGCCCAACUAUUUUGUUGACAAACUGGUUUCAGUGCAGUCAUGCUUGCCUACUGGUGUUGAUGCGAUUGGCUCUUGUAAUAGGGUGGAAGUGACAGAUCUCUUUCAGAAAGAUCCUGCAAUUGCUAUUGUAUCUAACAGUGCAGUUGAUUGUUCUGGACAGACAGAUCAUGAAGGAAAAGAUAAUACUAGGGUUAAUUGUUUCUCCAAAACUAAAUAUCCUGACAUUAUAUCAUCAUAUUCUAGAAGGAGCAGUCGAAUAAGUAAAUCAAAUCAGAAGACUCAGUCAAAAAGGGUUGCAAAGAAUAGCAGGAAUGCCGCUCAAGUGCAAAUCCCAAACAGAAGCGUUGAUAUUAUCUUCAAGGUUGCCAGAAGGAAGAGGAGCUCUUUCUCCAAAUCAGCUCGUUCUUCUAUCUGGGGAUUAUUGGGCAACAUUACUCAAAUUUUCAGUAAGAGUGAUGUGAGUAGGUUAUGUCAAAUUCAGAAUCAUGGAUCACAGAAAGCAAAAGGUGGCAAAGGAAAUCGAAAGCGGAAUAAGGUUCGGGCCAGUGGAAGCUCAUUGGGGUCUAGCAAAAAAGAUCAUGUUUCAAGUAAAUGCCUCCGUCUGAAGGUUAAAGUAGGGAAUGAAGUUUGUCGAAGUAGUCUGGAUGUUAUGGUUCCGGAGAUGGUUGACACCAUAGCAUCUUGUGAUGAUAUUGUUGGUGAUCACAGGACCUCAGAAUUUCCACAAUUUGCACAUGUUGUUGAAGAUAAAUCAGGGGAAGAAGGGACUGAUAGACAGUUUCAGUGUUUCAACAAGAAUCCAGAGGAGACAGAAAAAUACUCAGAUGAUUCUGUUGUGGAUAUUCACCUUGCAAAUAAGGAGUUGGAGGGCACUGAGAUUUUGGAUGAGGCUGCAGCAGAUGUUGCAGAUGAUCUUCUUGGGAUUCCUGCCCAUAAAGGGGCUGAGGGAUUGGAAGGAACGACCGAGAACAAUUAUGUAAAUCCUGGAACUUCACCAGAUUCAGAAGUUAUUGAUGUAAUUCCUGAGGCCCAAGUUGGUGGUAAAGGUCAAGAAGGCUUGGAUAAAACUGUUUUGACUUCUUCCACAUCUUUUGCUAGUACCAGCAGUAAGAGAGGGAAGAAGAAAGACAACCUCCUUCUUGCUGAUAACUCUAUUCAGGAAGGUAGUUUGACAGUUUCAGCAAGCAAAAAGAAAGCUAAACAACCAAAGAAACGUGGAGGCAGACAGAAAAAGGGUGAUGAUAUACACUCUAGUGAGACUCUCUCUACAUUCCCUGGUGCAAAUGCUUCAAGCAACUCAUCAAGCACUGUGGAAUUCUGUGUGGAACCACUGCCUUCAUCAGAAGAGACCGAACUUGGAAUUAUUGAAGAGGCAAUGAUACCUUCAAUGAAAUCUAAGGAAUAUCCACUUUCCAAAAGUUCAAAAUCUGGUGGAAUGAGAAAGGGAAGGUCCAAAGUCUCUAGCUCAGCAAAAAGCAGGAGACAAAAUGCUUGUACACAGGGGGGAAACCAACGGAAGUCAGUUCAUAAAAGCAAAGUCAAGGAGAAGGGUGUUUUGAUUAAAAAAGGAGGAAAGAAGGUUGUUUGUGAUCAGGUUGAAGACAAGAUGGAAGAUCAACCAAAUAUAGGAAACCACAUUGCUGAUGAUGUUGAAAAAACUGAAUCUGGCAACAUUAGUGUAUCUGAUGAUGUAGCUAAGAUGGGCCUGGUAUCAGCUGGUGUAACUGAGAAGUGUUCACCUCCGGAAGGUGCUUGGGUGAGGUGUGAUGAAUGCUACAAAUGGCGGCGUAUUCCAGUUAAACUUGCAAGCUCAAUAAACAACUGCAGAUGGGUCUGCAAGGACAACACAGAUGAAAUCUUUGCUGAUUGUUCAACACCUCAAGAGAAGUCAAAUGAAGAUAUUAAUGCGGAGUUAGGUCUAUCUGAUUUUGAAGAAGAUGAUGGUUUUUUAAAUGACGAUGGAUCAAUGGAUUGUCUGAGUACUGCAGCUAUACCUGAUCCAACUUUUUGGCGUAUUAAUUCUAAUGUGUUUCUUCACCGUAGCCGUAAAACCCAAACAAUCGAUGAGAUAAUGGUUUGCCAUUGCAAACCACCUCUAGAUGGCCGGUUGGGCUGUGGAGAUGAAUGCCUGAAUCGGAUGCUUAACAUUGAAUGUGUUCAAGGCACCUGUCCUUGUGGUGACCUAUGUUCAAAUCAGCAGUUCCAGAAACGCAAGUAUGCUGACAUGCACUGGAGUCGUUGUGGAAAAAAGGGUCAUGGGCUGCUGUUACGUGAGGAUGUAACCAAAGGGCAAUUUAUUAUUGAAUAUGUUGGAGAGGUGCUUGACAUGCAAACUUAUGAGGCUCGACAAAAGGAGUAUGCAGCUCUUGGUCAUAAGCAUUUCUACUUCAUGACAUUAAAUGGCAGUGAGGUAAUAGAUGCAUGUGUUAAGGGUAAUAUAGGCCGUUUCAUUAACCAUAGUUGCAAUCCUAACUGCCGUACUGAAAAGUGGAUGGUGAAUGGAGAAAUUUGUAUUGGACUUUUUGCAUUAAGGGAUAUUAAGGAGGAGGAAGAGCUGACAUUUGACUACAACUAUGUGAGAGUGUUUGGGGCUGCUGCCAAAAAAUGUUAUUGUGGUUCUCCUCAAUGUCGGGGUUAUAUAGGUGGGGAUCCACUAAAUACUGAAGUAAUUUAUCAAGGUGAUUCAGAUGAGGAAUAUCCUGAACCUUUGAUGCUUGAAGAUGGAGAUGAUUUGGAAAGUGCUAUAUCCAGAACCAGUUCCUUUUAUGGUGACAGGACUCAGUAUCCUCUAAAAAAUAAAGAUAAAAUGGAUGAUACCACCAGAGCUGUUCAACAAUCGGAGAUUUCCAUAGAAGUUGAGAACCUAUCUGCUUCUGCCAUUUCCCAAGUGCACAGUUCAUUGGAAGUGCAGGAAUCGAAAGGAAACUAUCCUUCAGCUCAGCCAGAAAUUUCUGUACAAGCAGAAGAUGUAACUCGUAUAUCAGUAUCCACUGUUUGUCAAGAGAUUUCCAUGGAAGAAGAAAUUAAAAACAAUGCUUCAUCUUUCAUCCAACAAGUGGGGACCACUUCUUCAACUUUGCUGUCUGAAAAAUUGCUUCUUGGUGGCAGUGAUGCUAAUAGGAAGGACAAGUCUGAUAUAGUUGAUGACAAGCAAGGGUUGCCAAAAUCUCGCCCUCGUAUAAAAACUUCACGUUCAUCUGGCUCCGUUAAGAAAGGGAAGGUUAGUAGCAGUCAUCUAAACGGAAAUAAAGUUAAGAUGGCAGCCAACAAAUCUCAGCUUCUGUCUAUCAAACCCAAAAGAAUAGUGGAAGGUUCUUCUAAUGGCCGUUUUGAAGCAGUUCAGGAGAAAUUGAAUGAGUUGCUGGAUGUUGAAGGGGGCAUAAGUAAACGAAAAGAUGCUCCUAAAGGAUAUUUGAAGCUUCUGCUACUGACUGCUGCCUCUGGUGAUAGUGUCAAUGGUGAAGCAAUUCAGAGUAAUCGAGAUUUAUCAAUGAUUCUUGAUGCACUUUUGAAAACAAAAUCGCGAGUGGUGUUGUUAGAUAUAAUCAACAAAAAUGGUUUACAGAUGCUUCACAACAUGAUGAAGCAGUAUAGAAGGAACUUUAAAAAGAUUCCAAUUCUCCGGAAGCUUCUGAAGGUUUUAGAAUAUUUAGCAGUGAGGGAGAUACUUUCACGGGAUCAUAUAAUUGGUGGUCCUCCUUGUGCUGGAAUGGAGAGCUUUAGGGAGUCUAUACUGUCAUUCACUGAGCAUGAUGACAAGCAGGUUCAUCAAAUUGCACGUAAUUUUCGAGAUAAAUGGAUUCCUAAACCUUUCAGAAAAUCUAGCUACAUGGACAGGGAUGAUGACAGGAUGGAUUUUCACAGGGGUGUAAACUGCAAUAGGCUCUCAGCUUCUCACAAUCAAAGGCAUGAUCAAGGUUCAAGACCUUCAGAAGCAAUUGAUUGUGCCAUGCAGUCGUUCACAAUCACUUCAGUGGAUAGUACAGCCAAUAAGAUGGGUUCUGCACCUUGUACAGGUGUUCGUCAGACAACUGGCACAACUCGCAAACGUAAAAGCCGAUGGGAUCAGCCAGCGGAACCAGACCUAGAUUCAAGAUCUGUUACACAUAAGGAACAGAAGCGUGAAUCUACAUUACAACAGCAGUGUGAAAAAUCUAGCCCAUUCACCAUUAGAAGUCAGCUAAUGCCCAAUCAUGCAGAUAAGCUGAGCAGAGAGGACAGCAAUUGCCCUGACUGUGUCCACAAUUACUAUAACCGAGAUGAAGCAGUUAGCUCUGAAGAUGGAGGGCAGACUACCCAAGAAGAUGUACCACCAGGGUUUUCAUCUCCCUUUAACCCACCUCCCAUUUCAUCGGACGCCUCAUCAACUACUGAUCUUCCUCAGCAAAAUGUUCUACAUCGAAAAUGUUUAUGUGAUGUGGCUAUUGGGCAUCCUCAGCAGAAAUUCAUUUCCCGCUUGCCUGUUUCAUAUGGGAUUCCAUUACAUAUUUUGCAGCAGUUUGGGUCACCCCAAGCUGAAACUCUAGAUAACUGGGUAAUUGCUCCAGGCAUGCCUUUCCAUCCUUUUCCACCUUUACCCCCAGUUCCUCGUGACAAGAGAGGUCCUCCACCUGGUUGUGCUGAUAGCUGUAAAACUGUUAAUGAAUCUGUAGAAGAAUUGCAACAAGAUAGUCACCGUUUACCCACUUACCCUCCUGAGGAAGACAAUCCAAGCACAACAGGAGCUAACCAAUCAGAAGCAGAUAUCCAACAAACAUGUAAACGAAUGAGGGGAUCCUCAAUUGAUUUGGGAAGAAGGUACUUCAGGCAACAGAAAAGGAUGGGACCCCCAUGGCUUUGGAGAAGAAAUGAGCGUUCUUAUUGUUCACAGGAUAGUAGAGUGGAUAAACCAAGCAGUAAUUUUUAUCAGCGUCCAUCCCAACAAAAUCAUCAUUGAAUUGAUUUAUAGGAACUACUCUAUAAAGACAACUGGAUUUUUCAUUCACACAUUAAUGUACUCUCAAUUCUUUCACUUGUGGGUUCCAUUUUUCUAUGAAAGUUUUAUUCAAUUUCAGAA
Pistacia vera is the source of this 7473-nucleotide messenger RNA. Its product is annotated as histone-lysine N-methyltransferase ASHH2. The record is from RefSeq and is a predicted model, not a curated record. NCBI's taxonomy places the organism in Eukaryota, Viridiplantae, Streptophyta, Magnoliopsida, Sapindales, Anacardiaceae. Bases 430 to 7353 code for a protein of 2307 amino acids. Gene Ontology annotation, biological process: regulation of DNA-templated transcription. Gene Ontology annotation, molecular function: histone H3K36 methyltransferase activity; protein binding; zinc ion binding. Gene Ontology annotation, cellular component: nucleus; chromatin. The transcript has 18 exons.